Messenger RNA from Dentiscutata erythropus, 282 nucleotides. The record is from the annotation of a GenBank genome assembly. Lineage: Eukaryota; Fungi; Glomeromycota; Glomeromycetes; Diversisporales; Gigasporaceae.
CAGCUCUUACUCAACCACAAACUAGUAAAUGUGAAGAGCUAAUAGAAGUUGCACAAUAUGUAGUUAGAAAUAUGCAGCAAAACCAACAACAAAAUCAAUCUCUUCAAAACCAAAACCAAAACAAUAAUUAUAAUAAUUGCUUUAGAUCAUUUAAACUAGAAGUGGUAUCUCCAGAGGGUGAGCAUACCCAAAACCAAAACCUCUUAUUCAAUGAAGAAGAAAUAAUAUACUCAUUUUUGUUGAAUGAAAUAGAUAAAUUGUUAGAUAAAAAGGAUGAUGAUA